GACUCUCCAAUCAUGAAGUACAAACGCAUGUUUAACAAACGCAAGCAAGCGACUCCUUCGCCAGUGAGGGAAUCCGAAGUGGAUGAUUCGUCUGUGGCUCAUAAUCACAGUGCCCUGGAGCUGGAGGCUGCUGCAGCACUCCUCUUGCUGCGCUACCAAUACGAUCGCCAGGCCUGCAAUAAUAUCAUAUCCUACACCGAUUCCUGCUCGCCAACUCCUCCGCCUGCAGUGGCUGACAAUACAACGCCAAAGGAUCAGACGGUUAGGCCACCAGUCGCCAGUCAGCCGCUAAAGAAACGCUCUAUACCAUCGCACAUCCUGCGAAGAUCCUUGACACCGGCCAAAUCCGAGAGUUCGGUGAGCAAUAAAUCAAUUACCAAGGCCAAAACAAGGACUUCCGUGCCCAACAAUGAACGCACAUGCAACAAGUCCCUGCUUAAGUCCUGCAGAAAUAUGAUUCGCGAGUUCUUGGACAAUCAGGAGCUCAUUUAAAAACAAGUAACAGUCUUCUGAAAUAUC
Molecule: messenger RNA, 519 nt
Organism: Drosophila gunungcola (fruit fly)
Lineage: Eukaryota; Metazoa; Arthropoda; Insecta; Diptera; Drosophilidae
Exons: 1
Coding region: 13-492 (159 amino acids)
Source: RefSeq, a predicted model, not a curated record